AUGUUGGUGCUAUUUGAGACGUCAGCGGGCUACGCUAUUUUCAAGUUAUUAGAUGAAUCAAAGUUAUCACAGAUUGAAGAUUUAUAUCAAGAAUUUAACACUCCAGAAGGUGCUUCUUCGGUUGUGAAACUAAAGAAUUUCAUCAAGUUUGAAGACACCACUGAAGCUUUAGCGGCAACCACAGCCGCCAUAGAAGGCAAGGUGUCCAAGACACUCAAAAAGGCUCUGAAGAAAUAUGUAUGCAAAGAGGUUCAGGAUCAAUUGCUAGUUGGAGACGCUAAGCUGGGUAGUGCCAUCAAAGAAAAAUUUGACCUGCAAUGUGUCUCAAACAGUAAUGUCCAGGAGCUGAUGAGGUGUAUCCGCUCACAAAUGGACAGUUUACUAACGGGUCUGCCAAAGAAAGAGAUGACUGCUAUGGCCCUAGGUCUUGCCCAUUCGCUGUCUCGGUACAAGCUGAAAUUCUCCCCAGACAAGAUCGACACCAUGAUUGUGCAAGCACAAUGUUUGUUAGAUGACUUAGACAAGGAGUUGAAUAACUAUGUGAUGAGAUGUCGCGAGUGGUAUGGUUGGCAUUUCCCAGAAUUGGGCAAAAUCAUAACCGACAAUACACUGUUUGUUAAGAUUGUUAAGUUAAUAGGCACUAGAGAUAAUGCAUCAAAGACCGACCUGUCAGAUAUACUUCCAGAGGAUUUGGAGGAGAAAGUCAAGGAGGCCGCAGAGAUUUCUAUGGGGACAGAGAUCUCCGACGACGACAUUAUCAACAUACAGAAUCUCUGUGACGAGAUCAUCUCCAUAACUGACUACAGGACACAUUUGACUGAUUACUUGAAAGCUAGGAUGAUGGCAAUGGCACCAAAUUUGACCGUGUUAAUUGGGGAGCAUAUCGGAGCACGCCUAAUAGCACAUGCUGGCUCCUUGAUGAACCUGGCCAAGCACCCAGCUUCCACCGUACAGAUUUUCGGAGCAGAGAAAGCCCUGUUCAGGGCACUCAAGACAAAGAAAGACACGCCCAAAUACGGUCUAAUAUACCACGCGCAGCUAGUGGGUCAGUGCAGCACGAAGAAUAAGGGGAAAAUGUCUCGCAUGCUGGCAGCGAAGGCGGCGCUAAUGACUAGGGUGGACGCCUUCGGUGAUGAUGUAUCAUUCGAGCUUGGUGCCGAGCACAAGGUGAAGUUGGAGAAUAAACUGAGGCUGCUGGAGGAGGGCAACUUGAGGAGGAUCAGCGGGACUGGCAAAGCCAAAGCAAAGUUCGAGAAAUACCAUAGUAAAUCUGAAGUUUUCCAAUAUCCAAUUGGGGCAGAUAGUACGCUUGGUAAGAAGUCAAUAAAACGGGAACACUCUCCGGAAGAAGAUGGCCAGGUUUCGGCAAAGAAGAUGAAAUUGGAGGACGGUGAAGAGGAUGUGAAACCAAAAAAGAAAGUAAAAGCAGAGCCGGAGGAUGAGGGUCAUGAUCAGCUGGACAACGGCACGGGAGCACCGGAGAAGAAGAAAAAGAAGAAGAAGAAAUCACUCGAUGCCUCACAGGCUGAAGAAGAGAUGAAAACAGAGAGUAGAAGAACCUCAGGAGCCCAAGAGCGAGAAGAAGAAAAAGAAAAAGAGACAAUCGCAAGU
This is a messenger RNA of Iphiclides podalirius (scarce swallowtail), 1611 nucleotides long. NCBI's taxonomy places the organism in Eukaryota, Metazoa, Arthropoda, Insecta, Lepidoptera, Papilionidae. The record is from the annotation of a GenBank genome assembly.